Messenger RNA from Pyricularia grisea, 5116 nucleotides. RefSeq lists its product as uncharacterized. The record is from RefSeq and is a predicted model, not a curated record. Lineage: Eukaryota; Fungi; Ascomycota; Sordariomycetes; Magnaporthales; Pyriculariaceae. The transcript is spliced from 2 exons. The coding region runs from base 284 to 1735 and encodes 483 amino acids.
CCAAGGCUUCACACCAUUGAUUGCAUGCUGCUAUCCAAGCCCACCGGACUGUCCUCCUCCUUCUCGUCCCCUUGUUGUCUGUUUUUUUUUUCUGCUCUAGGCCGCUGCCCUGCAUGUUGCUCUUGUCGGUUCCGAGACUUGCUGGCUGUCCAGUUCGACCUUCUUUUCGGUCGGGGUUGAAGAUUUGCCUCUACAAGGGCCAUUUAAUUGACAUUUGCAGUUCAAAUUUGUCCUUCGAGGGUGCAAAGCCCAACCGGAUCCAACGCAUGGAUUUUCGCCCACCAUGGCUAGCCAUUACAACACGCCCGACCACAGUGGACUUCAAGUAGUCUCACAAGAUCAUGACGGUCUACAAGCAGUCAACGAUGAUGGAAUCGAAGUGGAUCAUAGAACAACAACAAACCCUUGGGAUCACCCCUCCGACAAGAAUGGGACAGACACACCGGUGGCGCCACCAAUGCGUCAAGAUAUCAUCUGCGGGCUACGCAAACGGGCUUUUUAUAUUGUCGUCGUCGUUAUAGGCCUCAUCGUGAUUGCAGCUGCAGUAGGAGGAGGUGUAGGGGGUUCCAUCGCAGCCAGAAAUGCUUCCCAGUCGCAGGAGCAGCAGCAGCAGCCCUCAACCCCAACCCCAGCCCCAACCAACCGUCCAAAAACAAGCCCUGUGCUCCAAGAAUCAGCCUUGGCGGCACUAAACUGGCAAGACGCCUCCAAUGACACCCACUACCAGGUGUACUUUCAGUCAAGAGAUGGGGCCAUCAUGGAGUCGGCUUGGAACUCCACGAGCAACCGGUGGACUGUGUCACGGAUCACCGACCCUGGUGCCGACAUCAAGUCCGGUACCCCUCUGACAGCCAGCGCGGGCUUCCCGCACGUCAACACGACCUGGGACGUGGUCAAGAACGUCUACUUUUCUGGCAGCGCCGGCAUUAUCGAGAGGCAAAGCCCUUUCAAAGAGGCUCGGGGCGUUUGGGGCAACGACAACCUCAGCGGUCAGUACACCUCGUCGAAUCGGUCCUUGAUCCUGGCCUUCUGGGACCAAAAUUUCAACAAUCGGUCCCAGAACCUGAUCCUUCUGUACCAGACCCUCGGCGCCAACAGUCUCUCGAUCAGCAAAUACUUUAGCGACCGAACUAGCGAUCUACCUUGGGCGACACAGCAGUUGAGCUUGUCCAUCCUUGACGGCUCGCCCUUGGCCCUGGUUCGAAUCGGCAACCCGAACACCAGGUCCGAUACCCGUCUGUAUCUGGCCGAUUCCAACGAAAACUUGAUGCAAUGCCAGUUUGACUUUCAGACUGGGAACUUGGGUAGACUGUCACCAACAGCCUUCAAGCUCCAUGCACAAAGCCCACUUGUCGUCGUACCACGCGACAACACCGGCUUCUAUAGCCGCGACACUUUACCCGAGUGUGCCCGCGCCGCGCCCUAUACACAUCUCAUUCUGUUUGCCUCGACCGACCGCUCCUCUCUUUCGCUCGUUUCGUGGAACUGCUCCGGCGGCUUCGUUGACCAGACCUCCAAGAUUAAUCCCCUAAUGGUUGUUCCCAACCGACCAGGCAGGAAGUAUCUGGGUCUGGCGGCGCCGCAGCCAGACGGUCUUGCCAAUAGCACGCCGUCAUCAGGGAGGGUGUACGUCCUGUUUGACGCCGGCGACGGGCCCGAGGUCGAAGAAUGGCAGGCUCCUCGUGGGGGAACUGAUGCUGCGUGGGAGGUUAUCGGGUCGGUGCCUGUUAGAUGAAUCAAGGUCUACUGCAUUUUACGCACUUAUAUCUGCGUGCUUUGAACUUAUUAUAUCCAUUAUUCGAUACCAAUUCCAUAGUCUGCUGUUGUUCUCAUUCUCUGACCAGUUCCUGGAAUCGUCCAAGCCAGCUGCCACCUUCGAACUCGUAAACAUUGGUUGGGUGAUAGACAAUGUGACUUAGAAUCACUGCCAAAUAACAACCUCGACGGACUAGCCAUAAGAAUGCAAGAAUUUCCUAGCCGUGGUCACUUCGCCUCACAUCGGCAGGCCACCGCCCAAGACACUCCAUCCGUCCGGGGGUCUCUUCAGUGGGGCGGAUGAAAGCUAAUCACAGCGAUGUGUUAAUGUUUUACGUCACAGUUGAGCCCCGAGCGGUAAUCAAGAUGCCUGGGGAGACAUGAAGCGGCAAAUACAGGCCAUCUGGCCGCCACCAACCCUGUUUACUCUCUCUCCACUCUACGUCGGACUUAUACGACAGAAACCAUUAAGGCAUGCCCUAAUCAAGCACCAUUCCGUUGUUAAACGAUUGUUUGUCACAUUAAAAGACCUGUUUACUCUGCAGAGCUCACUCGGAAUAGCGCCAACGACAACGCAUCCGUCAACAUAUCCCCUUUUGGUCGCCGGUGAACAGUCAACAUCCUACCCAGGCCAACAUCACCAGCCGGUGGAGGUCCCGGCGAAGGAGACCUUGACCUAAUGCUGAUGCCAUCAUCCGGCAAUCCCAAGAGGGUUUCACCAGUGGGCGUCUGCAAAAGCCUCGACUGCCUGUACCACGACUCGGCAUCGUCGAUGGUGUACUCAUCACCCGGCGGCGAUUGACCUGCCGGCGUGUCGAAAAGCUGCACGCUCCUCCUGGCGUUGCUGCGACGGAGCGUCCCUAUCCCGCCUAGCCCACCGCGAUCUGGCACGUUGAGAGGCGGAGACAUGGGCGGCGUGGGUAUGUGCGAGUUUGGUCGCGAGAACAGGGUGGACGGCGGGCGGGAGCUGGCCUGGCGAGGGGCCUCGAAGCGCGCCGCCUUGGCUUCGGUACUUUCUGGACGUGAGGAUCUUUCCUUCUUCUUCUCAUCCCGCAACAUGUUCCAGAGCGACGCCAGCCACCGCUGCUUCUCUUCCGGCUGCAUCGACCGUACGGGAAGCACCUCGGCACCUCCCAUUUCUCUCGUCGGCCAGGGAAAGCUGACUGCCAUUUCGCGUAGAGUCAGCGAGUUGAGCCCCCGCAAAACAAUACGGAGUUGUGGUUCCACGUUGGCGACUGGAGGAAAGGCCCAAUCGGGUCUCUGUUCAAGACGCUCGGCAAUCUGCGCCAUGGCGCCAACCAGCCACUCGACGGCGACCUCAUCUGGGACCGAGUUUGCCUUGUCCAACAACCAGCCAAGCAUCUCUGGGGAACCAGACUGGUUGAGAAUUGGGAUGGACCGCUUGUCGUGCUCACGGUUCUGAAGCUUCAUGAUGAAAUCGUUGUACUGGCUCAUGGCGUCGAGCGGGAGGCCGAUGAACUUGCCAAUGUUGAGGGCGUGUACAAUCUCGUCACCGAGAGCAAUGCCGGAUUUGAUGCCACUGUUUAGGCCUCUGCCGGGCCAGAAAUGCACUGUCAUGGCCGCAUCACCAGCCACUGCUACCAGGGCAUGCGGGCGGUUGAUUGACUUUGUCUCUUCGGGAGGGAGGUACUGCACACCUUCUCUGACGGCCUGCACGACUAUGGGAAUUCGGACAACGUUGAUGACUUCACUUUCCUUGAAUCCAAAUAGCUUGAGACCAUCCUCGAUCGACUUCCAUAGAGGAGAUUCUCUGUCUUCGGACGGGGCAAAGACUUGCCCCUCUGUGAAGCCUUCGGGAAUGGAACCGUCCGCCGCUCGAAGACAACCCGGGUGUCCAAAAGUGACGGGCUCACCAUCGACAGCCAACAUCUUGUGCCAUUCCUCUUCAGUCAGCUGCAUGUUGAGAUAACCCCUGCCGUCGAAAUGUGAUGCGUUUAGCAGGUAUCUGGUCUGACCCAGGGUCAAAAAGACAUUAAGGGGUUGCGACCAGGGCAGACCAGCUGGCCGAUUGAAAGCCAGUCCUAGUGCAUAACUUCGACCACGUUCGUGCUCAUAGCCGUGAAAAUAUGUCUUGCGCACCCACGAAGCAGCACCAUCUGCCCCCAACAGAACGUGAAAGUCGCCCAGUCUCCCACUGUUGAGAUCGUCGCGCGUGACUCCCUGAGCAUGCAAGUGAAUCAACCCAGCAAACUCGUGAGACUGACAGCGCCUCAAGAAUCGGUCCUCGACCUUGCGGAUCUGUAUGUUGGCCGAACCGGGCCAGACCGCCUCGGGCCGUCCUUCAAAUAGUGCUUGCAAUGACCCGGGGCUGAGUAGCCGAGUCACCGACUCUUGCAACGUCACGACUUGGUCUCGCCGCUUGGCUGUGGGUGGAUAAUCGAUCCAGGGCCUGCCGUCGGGUGUCGUCGUCUCCACCCACCUCCUUUCCCAUAGGUGCACCUCGACCCGGCCGCGGCCUUUUUCGGCAAGGGAGAUGGCGGAUGCAAGGGCUGUCGGGCCACCACCGACAAUGGCGACUUUUAAUCGUGCAGCUGGGUAAUGGUAUCGUGAGCCGCCGACGGGAGUAGGUUGAACGUUCCUCUCCAAUACGGGGUCAAAGAAGAAAUCGAGUAGUGCGCGUGCCUGUGCCCGAUCGGCCGGGGAAACCACUUGCACGGCGCCGUGGACGUUGCCAGAAGCAAUCUUUACCACGCUGCCCUUGAUAAGAAUGAAGCGGACGGCCUGCAGCAAUGGCGUCGCUUUGAAAGAGUCGUGUCUAGUACCAAGGAAGCGUUGCUGAACUGCUUCUGCGAGAUCUGCAAUCGUCCUGUAUGCCUGGUCCGCUGCGAUGGCCCGCAACGAUACUGUCAAGGCUGGGUCGCCGCUCAUGUUGGCAAAACGGACCAAAAAGAUGCGAGUCCGCUCCAGGUCGGUCCGGUUAUCUAGACUACCGGUACCCCACGCCUCCUCGAAAACCUUGGGGAACACGAUGUCGUGCACACCCGGCUCGAGAUCUGGUGAUGAUGCAUUUUCGCUUGAUGCUGAUUUUGUUGCGGUUCCCGGGCUCGACUGUGCGGGUGAAACUGGCCGGUUCCGCGACGUGCGGAUGGCAAGGGAUGUGCGCAUUUUUGUUUUUGUGAAUGGGGUUGUACCAAGACGGACAGUGAUUUAACCGUGUUUUACUUGGUUGGUGGGUGAAAAGGGCCUCGUAGUGGAGAUCCAGCUCGGCAGUUUGGCGCUGGGUAAGGUAGGUAGGUAGGUACCUUAGGGAUGGUAUCAAGGGACGAUAAAUGGAAAGAUGGAAGAGAUGAGAAUACCGAGAUCUUGAUCUUUGGAUGCAAAAGGAAACCAGAAAUAACAA